This is a messenger RNA of Malurus melanocephalus (red-backed fairy wren), 9772 nucleotides long. RefSeq names its product ATPase 13A4 (gene ATP13A4). The transcript has 30 exons. Gene Ontology annotation, cellular component: late endosome membrane. NCBI's taxonomy places the organism in Eukaryota, Metazoa, Chordata, Aves, Passeriformes, Maluridae. Gene Ontology annotation, molecular function: ATPase-coupled monoatomic cation transmembrane transporter activity; ATP hydrolysis activity; ATP binding. The record is from RefSeq and is a predicted model, not a curated record. Gene Ontology annotation, biological process: intracellular calcium ion homeostasis; polyamine transmembrane transport. The coding region runs from base 102 to 3704 and encodes 1200 amino acids.
AAGGUGUGUACUUAGAGCACUUCCUCAAUGUAGAACUUCAAGCACACUAUGCUGAAGACCUGUCCUGAGGGUGCUCUAGAAAGUCUCCAGAGGCUCAUUUCAUGGGGGAAAAUCCUACCAAGAACCACUAUGCACAGCUUAACCAGGGAGAAGAGAAUGAGAUGGACAUAUUUGGCUACAAAACUCAAGGCUGCCGAAAGGCCUUGUGCAUUGCUGGAUACAUCCUGUCCUGUGGGGCUCUGAGGCUGCUGUUUUACUGGAAGCCAGAGUGGGAUGUGUGGGUAAACUGCAUCCGAUGCAGCUUGGAAGAAGCGGAUAUUGUUCUGCUUAGAACAACAGAUGAUUUUCGGAUUUACUCUCGUAAGACCGUGACGUGGAUCUCCGUGUCUGCAUUUAUCAAAAGUAGAUCAGAUUACCCARCUGAGGAAGACUCAAUCUUCAGCAAAGCCAUAAUGAAGCCAAAUUUGCAAGUGAAAACUAUCCAAGUGCAAAAAAUCCGCUAUGUCUGGAAUAUCUAUGCACAAGAGUUCCAGAAAGUUGGAAUCCUAGAAGACCACCACACUUGCUCAGCUAUACAUGACAAAUUUGGUUCUGGUCUCACCUGCAACGAACAGAAUGUCAGGAGAGUUAUAUGUGGGCCAAACACUAUUGAUGUUCCGGUGAUCCCUAUUUGGAAAUUACUCAUCAAAGAGGUCCUAAAUCCAUUUUACGUGUUCCAGCUGUUCAGUGUGUGUCUGUGGUUUUCUGAAGAUUACAUGGAGUAUGCCAGUGCCAUCAUAAUCAUGUCCCUCCUCUCAAUAUUUUUGACUGUAUAUGAUCUGAGACAGCAAUCCAUUAAACUGCACAGACUGGUUGAGUCUCAUAACAACAUCAUGGUCACUGUCUGCAGAAAUAAGGAAGGUUUCCAAGAGCUGGAAUCGCACCAUCUCGUUCCUGGAGAUAUGCUGGUUUUGAAAGAGGGCAAAACCCUUUUGCCUUGUGAUGCCAUCCUGGUCAGYGGGCAGUGCACUGUAAAUGAAAGCAUGCUGACAGGGGAAAGUAUUCCAGURACAAAGACCCACUUACCCCAAGCUGAUAACCUCAAGCCCUGGAGAGUGUACUGUGCAGAGGACUACAAGAAACAUGUUCUCUUCUGUGGAACAGAGGUCAUCCAGACCAAGGCAGAUGACAGAGGAGUAGUGAAAGCUGUGGUGCUGCGGACUGGUUUCAAUACAGCCAAGGGGGAUCUGGUGAGGUCCAUUCUCUACCCUAAACCCAUGAACUUCAAGCUGUACAGAGAUGCCCUCCGGUUCCUGAUGUGCCUCAUAGCAUUUGCAGCCAUUGGAAUGAUYUACACWGUGUGUGUAUUUGCACUUAAUGGGGAGGARACAGGAGAAGUGGUGAAAAAGGCUUUGGAUGUUAUCACAAUUGCUGUCCCGCCAGCUCUGCCAGCUGCCUUGACAACAGGAAUCAUUUACACCCAGCAGAGGCUGAAGAAAAAGGGCAUCUUUUGCAUCAGCCCACAGAGGAUCAACAUGUGUGGACAGCUGAACCUUGUCUGCUUUGAYAAAACUGGCACCUUAACAGAAGAUGGCCUGGAUCUUUGGGGCUUGCUGCCCUGUGAAAGAAACUGCUUUCAGGAUGUUCACAGUUUCUCUGCAGACCACAGCCUGCCUUGGGGCCCAGUGUUCAAAGCAAUGGCAGUUUGUCAUUCAUUAAUUGUUUGGGAGGGCAAGAUCCAAGGAGACCCACUGGAUGUGAAAAUGUUCGAGGCCACUAACUGGGCAAUAGAUGAUUCCAGUGGACACCAGACUGAAGGUCAAGGAUCCACACAUGCCACAGUUGUGAGACCUGGACCUAAAGCCACCACUGCCCYAGUGGAAGGAAUUACCAUUUUACAUCAGUUUCCAUUUUCCUCARCCUUGCAAAGAAUGUCUGUMAUUGCUCAGGAAAUUGGUGGGGAUCCACAGGUCUUCACAAAAGGGGCUCCAGAAAUAGUAGCCAUGCUGUGUAGAGCAGAAACAGUCCCACUGAACUUUGAAAGCAAGCUCCUGCUCUACACAGCCCAGGGCUUUAGGGUCAUUGGACUGGCCUGUAAAUGUCUCCAGGCAGGGAAGCCUCCUGCAGCUCUGACAAGGGAGGAGGUAGAAUCUGAUCUGACAUUCCUSGGUCUGCUGAUAAUGGAGAAUCGAUUAAAGAGAGAGACAAAGCCUGUCCUGGAAGAGCUCAGUGCUGCCUGCAUCAGGAGUGUUAUGGUCACAGGGGACAACAUUCAGACAGCCAUAACAGUUGCCAAAAAUGCUGGCAUGAUUGCUCCAACACACAGUGUGAUUCUUGUGGAAGCAARCAAAGUGCCUGGAUCUUUCUCAGCAUCUAUAACCUGGCAAUCCCUAGAAGAAAACAAGACUGAAGAUAACAGAAACCUGGAGGAUGAGAGUCAGACUGACCCAGGAAUCAGGCUGGCACUGGAAUCAGGCCAGUACCAUUUUGCCAUGAGUGGAAAAUCUUACCAAAUUGUAGCACAGCAUUUCAGGCCCUUACUUCCAAAGCUCUUGCUGAAUGGAACAGUUUUUGCUAGAAUGUCUCCUAGUCAGAAAUCCAGCCUUGUAGAAGAGUUUCAAAAGCUGGAUUAUUUUGUGGGCAUGUGUGGAGAUGGAGCCAAUGACUGUGGGGCUUUGAAAGUGGCGCACGCAGGGAUAUCRCUGUCGGAGCAGGAGGCAUCUGUGGCUUCACCCUUCACAUCCCGAACCCCCAGCAUAGCCUGUGUGCCAGAGCUGAUCAGGGAGGGCCGUGCUGCUCUUGUCACUUCCUUCUGCAUGUUCAAGUACAUGGCRCUGUACAGCACAAUUCAGUACCUUGGUGUUCUCCUGCUUUACUGGCAACUAAACUCCUUUGGGAAUUACCAAUUUUUGUUCCAAGACCUGGCUAUUACCACUGUAAUUGGUGUGACAAUGAGUUUCACAGGUGCCUAUCCAAAGCUGGUCCCCUACAGACCACCAAGCCAGCUCAUCUCACCCCCACUGCUGCUCUCUGUUGUACUCAACAUCCUCUUCAGCCUCRGCAUGCAGAUCUUCGGGUUUGUGGUGGUCCAGCAGCAGCCCUGGUAUUCCAAGACUGAUAUCCACAGUGCCUGCCUCUCAGUGAACCAUGAGGGGAAYUCAUCCUCCAGCCUGGGGCUCCAUGGAGUGGGUGAUGGAGCCCAGGAGCAAGCAGACAAUGGCUUCAAGAGCUAUGAAAACACCACAGUKUGGCUGCUGAGCACCAUCAAUUGCCUCAUUGUAGCACUGGUGUUUUCCAAGGGAAAGCCUUUCAGGCGACCCAUCUACACAAACUAUGUGUUCAUACUGGUGCUCAUGGGRCAGCUGGGCGUCUGCCUCUUCUUGAUGUUUGCUGACAUUGAUGAUCUCUACUCCAAGAUGGAUCUGGUUUGCACCCCUACCACGUGGCGAAUCUCCAUGGUAAUAAUGCUUGCAGUCACACUGGCUGUGUCCUUCCUUGUCGAGGAGGCUGUCAUUGAGAACAGGGCCCUUUGGCUGCUUCUGAAAAAGACCUUCCAGUACCACUCCAAGAGCCACUACAAGAGGCUGCAGCGUGUGUUAGAGCAGGACUCAGCCUGGCCACCUCUGAAUGAAACCUUCUUCUCAGACUCUGUGGCAGUAACAGUAGAGGGAAAUAUGGGAGGCCAUAGCAAUCCAACGUUUGAGAGUGGGGAGGACUCACUCUGAAGGAGACUGCAGUGGAUGCACGCUCAGGAGAGUUGCAUUUGGCUGUGAAAGGACUCAGUGACUUCAAAAAGAGGGAGGACUGUCUCACCACUGCUCCCCCAUUCUAGGACUAACCAGCUCCUGCUUCCCUCUAAAUUAACUGGAAGCACAAAAGCUGCUGCAGUAACCUAAAGCUACGGUGAUGUUUCCUCUGCCCCUUUUCCCACACACAAAUGGCUGCCAGCUGUAAAUUGAACACCUUGCUGAAUAUUGGUAAAGUAUUUGUGGUUGGAACACCCCAUUGCUGCAUCCCUCUGUKGAACUGCAUGAUGCAAUCCCUGUGGGUGGGAGAUCUUCCAGAAGAAAAGCAGCUAAUUGGAAUAGUAGAACUCCGCUUUGGGAAAACAGGAAGAACUUACUCCUGAUAGAGGYUACUGAGCAUAAACAUUCCUGGUUUCUCACGGGGUUUCAGAUACUGCUACUCGUUGUCCUGCUUUUGUUGGAGGUUUUAACUCWUCUGGCAAUACUUGGCUUCCAGAGCUGGAAGGAGCUGCAAACAGCCAAAGCUUUCUAGAAGUGUCUGCUCCCAGCACCAUUGUGCUCUUCCCAUGAUGGGAACAAAGAGAGCUCUCCUGUUAGCUCACUGCUACCAGGCAACCUGUCUGCCCUCUUAGUUUUUAGCAAGUGAUACUUGCAUUUUAUGGGUGAAAAAUUUUUGGCCUGAAAAGCAGAGUGAUUUAAUUAUUAACAUUUUUUUUUUUUUUUUGUCAGGAGGUAUUUGUUCAGGAUAUUCAGUUUGAAAAAGUAGAAAGGAACAUGUACUAAUUGCAAACUGAUCUCAUCCUGUAGGUCAUCAAGGACACACUGUCCCUUGUGGUGUGAGCUUGUUCCACUAGGGCAGGUGCUGCACAGCGGGACUGCCUCCUGGCAUCAGCUUUACCAGCACCAAAAGAAGCAAACAUUGAAGGGGUUAUUAACCUCAAGGACCUAAGGCCGGAAAUAAAAGAUGCAAAGCCAACUAAGUUUCAAAAUAGUUUUUUAAAAUUCUGUGGCAUGCUCUUAAGUUGAACCAUCUGAGGUUCUGUCUCUGGUUUCUCCAUAAGUGCAGGUGCAAUUCAUUCAUCGGCUCAUAUCCCUMAUCUGUUAACCUUUGAUGGUGACUUUUACUCAUUUUGCUGUGCUGUGUUUAUCACACGUAAAUGCAAUAACACUGUGCAUUCUGCCAGUGUUACCUUCUCAAAAAAAUGCAGCUUCUACCUGCACAUUCUCUCUUAGCCCACUGAUAUUAAUCUGUGUUCCUCCUAAACUGCAUUUUGCAAUCUUGGUUCCCAGCUGGGUAAAACAAGACAGUCAAUCAGAAGGGCUUUGGACCAAGAGGAACACUUCCUUCUUUGGAUAAGGUGUGCAGGGAAGCUGUGCCUUCUGAGUUGACUGCACAGUUUGUUUUCCACAGCUGGAGCUUGCCCAUGCUUUUUCUGGGUGGGGCCGAGAAGCACUUUGUUACUGCAGACUGUAUUUUCCCACUGCUGUGUGCUAAAGCACUCUUGUGCUGCCACAGGAAGCCCAGAGUCAGGCAACUGCAAUCACAGGCAAGACUUUCUUGGUUUUUAGACUUAAAAAGUAGCUUUGGAAACAGAGAAAAUCAGAAGACAAUAUCAUUUGUUUUGAGUCAACACAUCUGCACCGAAUGGUUUGAAAAUAUUCUAGCUUGAAACUAAAAAUAACUAAGAAAAUAAAUAACUAACUAAUAGCUAAGAAGAAAAAGAAACCAACAAACUAACCCAAAUCUAUAAUAUUUCAACUUGAACAAAACAUUUAUUUGACCCAAAGCACUUUUUAAAUCUGUUUUUGACAAGUUUGACAUAAGCAAAUGGAGUAAAUACCUUCCUCCCUUACAGUAGUUUGCAUAAGGGUAGAUGCCUGUCAUAAAGCCACACAAAUUGACACAAACCAGAAAUGUUUCAUAUUUAUUCUUAAAAGUGUCUCAAAAGUUUUCAUGAGUUCCAGGUUCAUAGCAAGAUCCACUGGAAAGGAAAGGCUAGAUGCUCCGUGCAUUCCUUGCAGCUUGAGGUACCAAAGAGCAGGUURGUGGAGUUACUCCUGACAUCCUGUCUUUUAGAUACAUUUUUCUUGAAGACAAAAUUCACUGUCCUAUUUAUGAACUCCCUCACAAAACAAAUAUGUUGCUGCAUGUGAUACAGUGACAGCUGCAGUAGCAAUGAAGACCAGGCAUGUGAUUUAUAUUUAGAUACYACUGACACUAUAAAAGUAUCAAGUCUUGGCACACCUGUGGUAAUGGCUGGGUUGGUGUUCUAAAGACCUGCUUGCCUGCUACUGGAACACAGCCUUACCUGCAAGAGAGCAGAAUUCACGUGUUAGGUAAUGUUUAACCCCUGCCACUUUAACUACUCUAACCACUCUGAUCACCUCUACCCCUUGAACCUCCUGCUCCUUUUCAAAGGGGUCAGAAAGCCAGGCUAGCACUUGGUGGGACAGUUAUGAGGAUUUCACCUGGGUGCUUUUGAAUGGGGUGACUGAUACUUCACAGACAUAAUCUGUGGGGGAAAGCUGGUGAACCUCUUUUUUGGCUAUUAGUACACAUUCCUGGCAGAAAGUUGCAGGGAAAAAUAGGAAGCUAAGAAGAUGCUGCAUACUUGUAACAGCAAAAUAUUUCCCUUGUGAUGACUCUGUCCCUUCCUGGAGAGCAGUGCUGUCAGUGACUGAUAUCAUCCUCCUCCUCUGCUGCUGGUCCUCAUUUCUCGCACACCUUUUCCUGUGACAUCUUGCCUCCUGACUGAGCAGUGAUGCAGACCUGGAGUGCUUGUGCUUUUUGCAUGUGCUGGGACUUGCAUCUGCUGCCAAAUCAUAACUGUCCUUUCAUGGAGGCUCUUGAUGAUGAUUUUGAGUGGAAUUUUAUUGGUGCCACUAAGGAACCCUCAUUCCUCUUUAACAGCCUUGGUUUAGUAGUUCUCUACAGAGAAAUGCUGCUGCUGCUGGGCUUGCUUGUGGCCUCAACAGCAGUGUGAAGCACAAGUGGAUUUUCAAAUGGAUGGAAAUGUUUGCAAAAUUGCUAUUUUUAAUUGCUUUAUUCACCUCGGAACCGCCUUUUUUCCUGUGACACAAACACAAGAUGGGGUUUUGCUCCUGCGUAAAUAAGGACACUCUGUGGGACUGAUCUUCCUCCACAGAGGACAAAACACACAUAUCUGAUGGAUAAGAGGACAAACAGUCAUGGAUGGUUACUUCCUGAAUUUACAUGUAGAAAUGCUGGGUAGGCAUUUCUGCCAAAAUGUAAGCAGGAAGUCUGCAUACAAAACAUUGUCAUGUCAUCUGUGUUCAUGAGUGUCCUUAAAAUGGGAGAAACCUAUAAAUGCUGGGAGUCUAACUAAUAUGUGCUUGGAUUUUUAGCAGAGUAUGCUUGAAACCCUGCAAAACACAUGAAAUGCUGCAGGGCUGCUGAAAUUGUUGGAUUUGAUGCUACCAACCUUUCAGUGCCCUCUGGAGAGGGAUUUUGAAGAGAACUCCAAUGUGUCACUCUGAAAAGUUCAUUGAAUUUGAACUUUGCACUUCCAUCCAAGACUGAAACUUCAUGUUUGAAAUAUUAAUGGUAGUGCCUGGAGGCAGCCUGGUCCUCAUAAGCUUGUGGUAUUCCAGUCCAGAUACAGCUUCAGUGUCCAAAGGCUGGCACCCUGAUCUGGUGUCUCUUUGGCCCAGUGAAUGUUGAAGAAUGUAUUCAAUUUUUAAUGAGGGACCAAAUCUAUCAGGUGAAUAAUUCAUUUCAAUUCCAGUCUUUAAGCAGGAAGCAYUUUCACAGGCUAUUUUAGUUCCACUAGCUCUACGGAAUAGUCUGUCACUCCUUCAGAGAAGCCAAGUGCUGGGUAAAUCUCCAAAAGUCUUCAUCUAAAUCUUUUGCUCUUAGUUAGGUGCCGCAAUAACCAAAAUCAUGCUCUCAGAUACCCGUGGGGCUUGUGGCCAGUUGUAACAUAACACAUAAUAGUGAGCAGUGACUGUUGUUAUAAGGCUGACACAAUGUGGAGCAGAUGGAAGUAUGGAAGUACGAGGAAAUUAAGCUGUCAUUUUAGCACAAGUCUAAGGCUGAUUACUGCUGACCUCCCAGAUCAUUAGGUUCUAUUUUUUUCCAAAUAAAUAUAAUAUUCACAGUGACUUUUUAAAUUCACAAAAUAUUGAAGACUUUUAUGCUGUUUCAGUCUUCUCCCUCCCCCAUAUUUGGGUACUGUUUUGUGAGUUGCAAUUGCAUAACAUCAGAAAUGUUAUGGUCACCUCAGUUAGACCCCUGUGCUGGGAAAUCACAUGACUUACAGUUCUCAAGUCUGACUUUUGGCUUCCAGCACAGUUGCUGCCAAAGUGGAAAUUAAGCAUUAACUUUUCUGUUUACAGAUGUGUAAGCUGAUAAACUUCUCCCUGGUAGCCAGGAGGGCGAUCCUGUCCUGGGGGGCAUCAGGCACAGCAUGGCCAGCCGGGCAAGGGAGGGGAUUGUCCCGCUCUGCUCUGCCCUGGGGCAGCCUCACCUCCACUGCUGGGGGCAGUUUGGGCACCACAAUGUAAGGAAGACAUGAAACUAUUGGAGGGUGUCCAGAGGAGGGGAAGGAAUGUUGAGCAGCCUUGAGGGGAAGCUGUGAGGAGCCUCGAGGAAGCCUUGAGCUGAGGAGCAGCUGAGGGCCAAAUGCUUUUGAGAAUUUGGAAAACGUAUGUUCAGGCUGAAGACAUGCAAGGCUGGGCUGGAUGAAGACACUGUAAUUUUGUCACAGAAGUUAUUUAUCAGAGUCCUCCCRUUUCAUAUCAGAGUCCUCCCCUCUAAGAAGCUGCUGGCUGACAAGGUGUGUCUGCGAGACCACAACACAGCCCAUUACCAUUUAGUCUGGUCUGUUAAGGAGAGCUUUGAAUAGAUAUGUUUAUCUUUGAUCACCACUAGCAUCCCCUGUUACUAGCACAGUCACAGUGAAAUGAGUCUGGAAGAAAGCAGCUCUAUAAAAAAGCACAAUGAAUCCAGGACCUGUUGUCCCUCUGGGCCAUCAAAUCUUCUUCUGUUUCCAGCACAUUAUACCUUGUUCUCACUCUGAUCAUAAUUGGCUUAUUAAUUAAUUAAUACUUGAGAGACACUGUGAAGCUGCCAAACAUCACAUAAAACCAGCAAACAUUUAUAUCUUAUUAAAUAUACAAUAGCAUAUUUUGUAAGUGGAAUUAAAUUCCUUUACUGUCACUGCCUGUUUUCAGCUUAGCUGACAGCUAGUCUUACAAUGCGUUUAAAAAGUGAACAUUUAAGAAAGAGUAAUUAUGCAAAUAGGCUAAUGAGAUCCAUGCAUACAGCAAUAGUUCCUCCUCAUGUUCUUGGCAAAUCCCCAGCACAUUCCCAGCCAGGCCCACAUUGGACACAUUGGCAAAAGAAUCUUUACAUUGUAAUACCUUACAGAGGACAUUUUUAAUUACAUGAAUUUAUUCUGACACAUGKAUCCAGUUUUGUUCUGCUGCCUAUGUGAGACACUGCCUGCAAGGGUACCUUGGUGGAGAUCACUCUGGCAGUGCUCGAGCUGCCUGCCUUUUGGUGGGCUGUGAGCCUGAUCAGCAUCCUCACUGGAGCCUCCCUGGAGCACUGGAGGAGGGCCAAGAAGAGAUUGUACUACGUGYCUGCAGUUUGGUCCCACUGGAGGAGUCUUUUAUUGGUUGACACUUAUUAAUUUMAUCUCAUUAAUUUGCAUCAGAUAGUAAUUUCCUCUCUGCUUUCUUAAGAAGUAUUUGGAAUAUGAUUAUUCUCCUCUUGCAAUGAAUUUCUUCUUUCAUUCAUUAUGGCAUAAUUAUYUCUGUGGUGUUGAAGUUUCUGCUGYRCUAAUAACUACUAAUGAUCCUAGAACUUGAUAUGGGGUGUAUGAUUUGUCCGGGCCACUAGAAAAGAUGAACAUUUUGAGUUUGGUAUCACAUGUACUGAAGUGCUGAAGUCAGUUAAUGCAUUUUGCGAUAUGAAUUAAACAGUACAGUUCUGAAUAUAAUUGACUUUAAUGUUUACAUAUUGUUAUUCCUUCAGGAUUUCAAUGGUCUUUAGGCUUGCAAUUGAGAUGUAGCCUGCCAGGGUC